Molecule: messenger RNA, 2369 nt
Organism: Papilio polytes (common Mormon)
Lineage: Eukaryota; Metazoa; Arthropoda; Insecta; Lepidoptera; Papilionidae
Product: phenoloxidase subunit 1-like
Exons: 13
Coding region: 91-2148 (685 amino acids)
Molecular function (GO): oxidoreductase activity
Source: RefSeq, a predicted model, not a curated record
CCUUAAUUAAACCGACAAAUACGCAGUUAAAUUGUGAUUUCUAUUGAGUAACUACUUUUAGAAUAUCCACUGGUUUAAAUUACUGCAAACAUGGCAAAUACCAAAAAUGACUUACUGCUUUUCUUCGAUCGACCACGGGAACCGUGCUUUCUGCAAAAGGGUGAAAAGACUAUCUUCCAAUUGCCAGAUGAAUAUUACCCGAAGAAAUACGAAAAUCUAUCCGGCGUGAUAUCUAAUAGAUUCGGUAAAGGUGUUGACCGUGUGAUACCUGUGCGUAAAAUCGCAUUACCCAAUCUAGAAAUACCAAUGGAGUUGCCAUAUGACGCUCAAUUCUCACUAUUCAUACCCAGACAUCGGGAGAUAUCUGGAAAACUCAUCGAUAUCUUCCUCAAUAUGCGCAAUGUAGAAGAUCUGAUAUCUAUCUGCUCUUAUUGCCAGUUACGCAUCAACCCCUACAUGUUUAAUUACUGCCUCACCGUUGCAUUAUUGCAUAGGAAGGAUACAAAAGGUUUGAGCAUCCCGAACUUGACACAGACUUUCCCCGAUAAGUUCAUCGACCCCAAGGUGUUCAACCGCAUGCGAUCUGCAGCCAGUGUGAACACAACAGGCCAGAGGUUGCCGGUUGUAAUUCCACGAAACUACACAGCGUCUGACGCGGAACCUGAACAGCGCUUGGCAUACUUCCGCGAAGACAUCGGUGUCAAUCUGCACCAUUGGCACUGGCAUCUUGUAUACCCACCUGAAUCUGCCAACCGCGAAAUCGUUGCUAAAGAUCGACGUGGGGAGUUGCUCUACUACAUGCACCAACAGAUUAUAGCACGAUACAACAUCGAACGUUUCUGCAACGAUUUACCUCGCGUCGUACCUUUUGGCGCCAACUUAAGAGAGACCAUCAAAGAGGCUUACUUCCCCAAGCUGAAUUCUGUAGUUUCUAGCCGCACUUGGCAACCCAGGUUCGAGAACUCAGUUAUGCAAGAUAUAGUGAGACCCGUGGAAAGAAUCAAAUUAGACCUAUCAGAAAUGGAAACUUGGAGAGAUCGCAUCCUGCAAGCCAUCGAAAGCCAGUCUAUUCUUUUGCCAAAUGGGAAACAAAUGCCACUUGAUGAAGAGAAGGGUAUUGAUAUUCUUGGAGAUUUGAUGGAGGCGUCAAUUCUGACACCCAACCGCGCUUUCUACGGUGAUUUCCAUAACAUGGGACACACCGUGAUGUCGUACAUUCAUGAUCCGGAUCAUCGCCACCUGGAACUGUUCGGUGUGAUGGGCGACCCAUCUACGACGAUGCGCGACCCCCUGUUCUACCGCUGGCACGGCUUCGUUGACGACGUCUUCGUCUUGUACAAAAACAAGCUUCCUCCCUACGCCAACGAUAAGCUGGACUUCCCGGGUAUUCGCGUGUCAUCUGUAUCAGUGGAAGGCAAGGCUGGUAAGAACACAUUCGCGACCCAAUGGGAGCAGAGUACGCUGGAGUUAGGACGUGGCAUGGACUUCUUCCCUCGUGGGAGUGUGCUGGCGACUUUCACUCACCUGCAACACGAUGAAUUUGAUUAUGUUAUUGAAGUGAACAAUUCAUCAGGCAAAAAGGCGACGGGAACCGUGCGCAUCUUCUUGGCGCCAAUUACUGAUGAAAAAGGAAAUAAAUUUACAUUCAAUGAUCAGAGGAAACUCAUGAUCGAGCUGGACAAGUUCUCUCAAGACUUGGCUCCUGGUAAGAAUACAAUUCGUCGUGCCAGCAUAGAAUCAUCAGUAACCAUUCCGUACGAACGCACCUUUAUGGACCAGAAUCAAAGAACUGGCGAUCCUGGUACCGCAGAGGCGGCGGAGUUCGACUUCUGCGGCUGCGGUUGGCCGCACCACAUGCUGCUGCCUAAAGGCACAAAGCAAGGAUACCCAAUGAUACUGUUCGCUAUGGUAUCCAACUGGGCUGAUGAUGCUGUUAUACAAGAUCUAAUUGGGACCUGUAAAGACGCGGCAUCGUUCUGCGGUAUCCGAGACCGCAAGUACCCAGACAAGCGUCCAAUGGGCUACCCCUUCGAUAGGCCGGUGCCGGCGGCCGUGCAGACUGUUAAAGACUUCUUGAGGCCCAACAUGGCAAUCACUGACUGCAAAAUACGAUUUAAUGACACAGUGAGAGUCAGAGGAGCGAAGUAAAUUCAGCGUUUUAUUUAACGUACGUAAUGAAAGAGGUGUAUUUCAUUACUUGCUUGCUAUGGACAAGAAGAUGACGCUAUGAAUGUGACACGGCAAUGAAUAAUGGACUUUAAUUAUAGUUGUAAUUAGAUGUAAUGGGUCAAUUUAUCUUCGUUAAGCUCUGUUAAUAUUUGUACAUAUUAUUUAUUUUUUAAGACUGAAUAAAUCAAUGCCUUUUACCA